UUAACUUUUUGGAUUCAAUAGGAAAGCAAGAAUUUCUAUGCACUUUCCAUGUCAACUCAUGUAUGCACAUGUGCAUCUACAUAACCAUGCAUGUAUGAAUGCAUGGUCCCUUUCUCACAAAGUCAACCCCCUAACAUGUCACCUAAACUUCGACUUCAUUUCAUCAUUUUCUAGCUAAAAGACAAAAUAACAACCUACGUGUACAUGCAUGCAUCCAUACGUACAUAAACAAGUGUCCGAAAUGAACACGUCGACACCAAAUACGUUUGACUUAUAACAUGUCACAUUUCAGCUCCUACCCUAAAUGACGUGUAUAUAAAAAGCUCAUCUUUAUGAUUAUUAGUGUCUUAUAAUACAGUUCAUUGCCAGCUCCUGUUUCCUUUGACCCUGUUUUUAAGGAAGGAACUGUCCAAGGUGUUGGCUAGGUAGCAACUGAGAAUGGGACGAGCUCCAUGCUGUGAUAAGAAUGGCCUGAAAAAGGGUCCAUGGACUCCUGAGGAAGAUCAGAAGCUUGUUGGCUAUAUUCAAAUUCAUGGGCCUGGGAAUUGGCGUACUCUUCCUAAAAAUGCUGGACUUCAAAGAUGUGGGAAAAGUUGUAGGCUUCGGUGGACUAAUUACCUGAGACCUGAUAUUAAGAGAGGGAGGUUUUCUUUUGAAGAGGAAGAGACUAUAAUCCAAUUGCAUAGUGUCUUGGGAAACAAAUGGUCAGCGAUAGCUACUCAUUUACCUGGAAGAACAGAUAACGAGAUCAAGAACUACUGGAAUACUCACAUUAGAAAAAAACUCCUUCGAAUGGGAAUCGACCCUGUAACCCACACUCCACGAAUCGAUCUUCUCGACCUAUCCUCCAUCAUCGCCACUGCCAUCCGCAGCCACCCAAUCCUCGGUCUCUCAACCUUAUUAAACAACCAAGCUCAAGCUCUAAACCCUGAAUCUCUAAGGCUAAUUUCCACCCUCUUAGCCCUCAAACAAGAAAGAGACCCAAAUGCCAACAAUUCCCAACUCCAAAAUCAAGAACAUGCUCAAAUUCAAGCUCAAAUGGACACAUUAUCACAACUCUUACAACCCAACGAGGAAUUCAAUAAUAACACAAACUCUUCAAUGAUACCCAUCACAAACUUCGUUGAGUGCUCAAAUUCUCAAGAAAAUAUGAAUUUCUUAGCUUCAAAUUUGAGUGGUGAUGAUGUUUUGAUGAACCAAGUAAAUGAUGUGUACGAUGAUGGCUCGCAACCUAAGGCUUCAGAUUUACCAGAAAUUACAAAUGAUCUUCAGAAUUCUUCAUCUACUUGCAUGAACAACAGCAGCAAUGAGGAUGAGAGAGACAGUUUUUGUAGUAAUUUUUUGCAGUUUGAAAUUCCUCAAGGUUUGGACUUUGAUGAUUUCAUGUAAUUUUUUUUUUUGAAUAUUUAGGGUA
This is a messenger RNA of Cucurbita maxima (winter squash), 1414 nucleotides long. RefSeq names its product transcription factor MYB41-like. The record is from RefSeq and is a predicted model, not a curated record. The transcript is spliced from 3 exons. Bases 439 to 1389 code for a protein of 316 amino acids. Lineage: Eukaryota; Viridiplantae; Streptophyta; Magnoliopsida; Cucurbitales; Cucurbitaceae.